GGACUCCUUUCCUCCACCACCUCCUCCUUGUGCUACCACCUUUCAUAGUGUUACCCCUCCCUCUCCAAAUUUCGACGCCCCACCUCCUCCUUUACCACCUCUUACCAAUGGAGGACAGCCGGUAGAAAUGUUCCAGGAACCCGUGGAAGAACAGGGUGGAGAGCGGAUAGUGUGGGAGUUCCACCAAGUGACCCUGAACAGGGUACCCGGCUAUGGCUUCGGGAUCGCAGUCAGCGGCGGAAGGGAUAAUCCCCACUUCACCAACGGAGACCCUGCCAUCGCCAUUUCAGAUGUCCUCAAAGCCGGCCCUGCAGAGGGUAAACUCUUGGUCAAUGACCGGAUCAUGAGUGCCAAUGGAGUGUCAUUGGAGAAUGUGGAAUAUGCAACGGCUGUGCAGGUCCUUCGCGACAGUGGCAACACGGUUACUUUGGUUGUUCGUCGUAGAGUUGUCCUUCCGACGAGUCCUGAACCACAAACCCUCAGGAUUCAGCUCACCAAAAGUAGGAAGAAGGAUGAUUUUGGCUUGAUACUAGGAAGUAAAAUUUACGUCAGGGAAGUUGGUGUUAAACUUGAUGGUCCAAAUUCUUUGCAAGAAGGAGAUGUUCUUUUGAAAAUAAAUAGUCACGCCACCGAAGGCAUGAGUCUAAAAGAGGCCAGGAAACUAAUAGAAAGCAGUAAAGAGAAACUUAAUUUAACUGUAAAACGUGAAGCACCAAGGAGUUUGUACAGCUCUGAGUCAACUGCACUACAAACAAAAGGUGAGGGAAAUUAUCUGGACGUACUGAAUGGAAAUUAUUCAUCUCAAAAUCUUUAUGUAAGCCCUCCAACGAGACAACAGCUAGACGAUAAAAGCAACCUAUUACCAAGGAGAUCCAGGAAUCCUCUCUUAGAUGCAUCAAUGAGUCAACUAGACAGGCCCGCCUCACCGUCAGCUCACCAUAAUCAUUCUCUUGAUAAUAUGAAUUCUUUAACUAAUCAUAAUAGUUUAAGUAGGGAAAAUAUUAGUCAUGGAAGUCAUUCACACAGCCAUUCACAUAGUAGGAGUAGAAGUACAUUAGAAGAGCCGCCAGACCCUCCUCGACCCCCACCACCGAAACCCGAAGGCAUACGCUACAAGCGAAGAUUUAAUUAUUACAGUAGUAGGGCGCAGCUUUAUGAAGAAGAUCCUUUAUCCCAAAGGUCAAAACAACCUGUGUAUGUAUUACCCGUGCCAGACCCUAGGUUCAUAACUUUUCAAAAGGAAGGUUCAGUUGGUAUUAGAUUAACAGGAGGUAAUGAAGUUGGCAUUUUUGUCACUGCUGUCCAACCUGGCAGUCCAGCAUCCCUUCAAGGCCUUCAACCUGGUGAUAAAAUUCUUAAAGUUAAUGAUAUGGAUAUGAAAAAUGUUACUAGAGAAGAAGCAGUCUUAUUUUUAUUAAGUCUUCAAGAUCAGGUUCACCUAAUAGUUCAACAUAGAAGAGAAGAAUAUGAGCAUAUCGUUGCAGGCCAAAGAGGGGACUCCUUUCACAUCAAGGCUCAUUUCAACUAUGACCAACCAAAUAAAGGGGAAAUGAGUUUUAGAAAAGGUGACAUUUUCCACGUUGUAGACACACUGCACAAUGGCGUUGUUGGAUCCUGGCAAGUUUUCAGGAUUGGACGCAACAAUCAAGAGGUGCAGAAAGGAAUAAUCCCAAACAAAGCCAGAGCCGAGGAAUUGGCCACUGCUCAGUUCAACGCUAGUAAAAAGGAACUAAAUACCCCUGAAAACAGAGGUAGUUUCUUCAGGAGGAGGCGACACAGCCAUCGUAGGUCGAAAUCUCUAUGUAAGGAUCAUUGGGAUGAUGUUGUGUUCGGUGAUAGUGUUAGCAAAUUUCCAGCCUAUGAACGAGUCGUUCUAAGGCAUCCAGGAUUUAUUCGACCUGUUGUUUUGUUCGGUCCCGUAUCAGAUAUGGCCAGGGACAAACUACUGUUAGAUUUUCCGGACAAAUUUUCUUCACCUCAGCUUGAGAACACUCUUGAGGACGGUAAAAAGUCUUCAGGGAUUAUUAGACUUAGUGCAAUUAGAGAUAUUAUGGAUAGAGGUAAACAUGCAUUGUUGGACAUAACCCCCAAUGCAGUUGAUCGACUGAAUUAUGCUCAAUUUUAUCCAAUCGUUAUAUUUUUAAGGGCUGAAACCAAAACCAUCAUAAAAGAACUUCGUGCUGGGCUUUCAAAUCCUAUUUUGGAAUACAUUCCUUGGACUCACCAUAAAAGUAGUAGAAAAUUGUUUGAUCAAUGCAGAAAGCUAGAAAAAAUUUGGUCACAUGUCUUCAAUGGAACUGUGACUCUUACUGGUCCAGAUGUUUGGUACCGCAAAUUGCGAGAGCUAAUCAACAAACAUCAAUCUGGCCCUGUUUGGAUGAGCGAAUCCAAGCCUGAGGAGACCCUGUCGGAUGAUUUCCUGUUCCCGAUGGCCUCCCUCCGUCUUUCCUAUGCCUCGUCCCCCGAAAGCGAUGUGGAACAGAACAGCAGUGGAGUCCUUCUACCACCACGGCUAGUUAAGUGUUCCUCGGAUCCCAGUAUUGCCACACAAGAAGACACAGCUGUCAUUACCCCCUCCUAUAACGCACCCCCACCUUACACUCCAUCUGCAUUCAAACAGGCAAGUUACGAACCAACUAAGCCUCGUAGAUCUGGUGGUGGAGACAAGUACAGUUUUUCUCCGCCUCAAAGUCCCUUAACUGGUGGUGUUCCUCCUGAACUUCCACCUAGGAUAGAUCGCUCGAAUAAACCUCCUCGGUCGGGUGGCAACCCUGGAUCAGCAGCUGAAAGACUUUUUGGCAGUAAUAAUGCCAUAAUCAACAAAAAUGAUGACCCUCCAAAUUAUAUCAAUGCUACUCCCCAGUACAGACCCCAGAAUUCUUCAUUGGAACGUCAACAUGCCAACAAAACAACCAGUAGCUACGAUAGUGUCUCCUCCUAUGAUAGUUAUGGUCAACGUAUCGGGCCUCCAAAUGGAAACCUAGGCCCAAAUGCUCAUGACGAUCUUAAGUCAUGUAAUGGUGAUGCGAGAACCCCUCCUCGUAGUGCACAUGAUCCAUACAGGUUUACUCGCUCCACUCAACAGCCAAUCAAAGCAAACGGAAUCAAUGGUGUGAAUGGUGUUGGGCCUCCUCUAGAUGUCCCUCAUAAGCCGAACAAGCCAACUGACUAUCCUAAGUAUAGGCCUCCUGGAGGCGGUCACCCAGGAGGUAUCGUAGAGUAUGCUACUAGUAAACCCUUACCUCCCCCCAAAGCACCUCAGUCAUACAAACCAAUUCCACCUCCGAAACCGAAGAAUUACCGACCUCCGGCAAGCCAGCAGUACCAAACCUACCAAACAGCCACCGUCAAAGAAACUGCCCCGUACCAGCACGCCAAAUCUUACAGUAUUGCGGAGAAUAACUACGGUUCGCAUCUGACCAAUGGAGUGCCACCUUCACCUGGAAAAUACUCAUCGGACACAAAUGACAAUGGGGGUUUUGACUCUGGGCAUGGGAGUAGCCUAGACAGGACUUAUGAUCAUCGCUCAGAUAAUCGCUCUAUGGACCAUCACAGAUCUCCGAGCCAAUAUUAUUAUAAUGUAAGUAGGAGGCAUAAUCAUCAUCACAGGGAGCCUAGCGGCUUAGAUCUCACGCAUCGUGAUCAGCGAGGAAGCGCUUUCGAGUUGUAUAAAAAACCAUCUGACCCACGUAAUAAUAUUCACUACCCAAUAGAACAUACUUUAAGGUAGGAUAUCACUUAUUUGGAGGGAUUUCUGCAUAAACAGAAACCAAGCUGUUUUUCAGAACAGUAUAGAGGAUGAUUUUUGAGGUAGCAAAAUUUGAUAGCUGAACAAUAUUGUGACUGGUUCAAAGUCAUGUAAUUCAGUCCCUCUGUGCAAUACUGUGACUUUAAAAUACUCAAUUUGAAAUUUCUAACAGCAGGAAGAUGGAUAUCUCUCAAAUGAAUUGAUUGUUUUAUCCAUCGAAACGGUGAACAUCUUGCAAAAGUAAAAAAUGAAAAUAAUCAAGUCGUAAACUCCUACCGAACUUAUUGAAGAACCUCUGUUUGAAUUAUCUACUUUAUUUUCCUUAACGAUACUUUUCUUUAAACAGAGCAAUCUGUAACUCUGUUUUCAAUUCGUUUAAAAAAACUCAACAUAUUCAUAAUCACAGUCUUUAGCUGCGGGCACUGAAUUCUUUCAGCGAGCAUUGAAUUUUACUACUUCAAAAAAUAUCACAAUUAAAUAUUGACUGAAUUUUUUCUUUGCCUCAAUGUCCCACACCUUGUUGCCUUUCAUUAUUUACAUAAAUUUAAAUAAUUCAAUAUGUGUAUUAAUGUGUAUUUAAUUGUAAUGUAUCUUUCUUUUUGUAGCAAUCAUUGAUUUUUAAGUACAUUACUGGUAUAUAUUUACCUUAAGUACCUAAAACUUGCAUUAUUGAUAACGAUCUUAAGUCAAUGCAUGAAUUUAUGGAAAGUGUCAAUUUUUCAUUAACAUUACUGUUGUAUCUUUAUGAUCUGUACCAUAUACUGUUUAAUGCCGUAUUAAAAAGGAAUAUGAAUCUUUUUAUAUUUCUUCAACCAGUUAAUAAUUAGAUUAUUCGGAACCCUCAGAAUACUCGUGUUUCGAAAUACCUGUUUUUUUUAUGGAUAUGACACUUAACACAACUUAGUGCACGUCACACUUAGUGCAACGUUUUUUUUACAUCAGUGCCUUUUUGAAAUCCAGCCUUGUGUGUCCUAUUUCAUUCUGUCUACUAGUGUUGCCGUGAUCUCAUCCUACUACAUAGUGCUCUUAUUUUAAAAGUAAACGUUUUCAAUACUUGACAUUUUCCUUUUUUAUUAUAUGCAAAGUAUGAAACCUUCAGCAAUUGAGCUUUCACUCCAGGAACCUACUUCAUAGCAGAGUCCCUAAAAUAGCCAGUCAACAGCCAUUAUUGUAUUGAUUUCUAACUUCGUCUCAUCCUUGUCCCUUGAAAUCAAACAGAGAGACAGUCUAUCCUCUACAAUGACCGUUGAGGUUCAUGCAAAUAUAAUAAUUUCAAAUUAAUUUUAAAAUUUUGUGAUUUUAGUGCCAUUUGCUAAAAGUAGAUUUAGUGAAAGUUAGUAAUUUUUAAUCAUUCCUGACAGGGCGGAGGGUUUAAAAAAUAAGUUCACUUGGAGUACUGAUGCUGCAUCUAUGUCGAUGGCUAAGGUGGAAAAUGCAUAUCUUCAAUUGUGACGUUGUAAAUCAUUGCUCAUGCCAACCAACAGUUUUUUCUGAACUGAAAUUCCUCAUUGAUUUCUUCACAUAAAGUUAAUAAUAAUUCACUGAAAGAUUGAAGCCGAUAUGUAUUUUUUAAAAUUUUCUUUAAAAAAGAUAUGUACAACGUUCGGAGGUUUUCAAACGUAGAAAUGGAGGUACACAUUUUACUACUCGAGCCAUCGAGGUAUGCAAUUCUAAAUUCAGCAAAAGAUCAAUUAAUUUCUCUUCUUUCCCCAGCAUUUUUUAAAGUAUUUUCUUCUUCUCUUUUAAAAGCAUAGGUCUUUACACGUGUGUCCUUUUAAUUGUUCAACUUUAAAAGGAGUAAGUAGCCUUUGAAUUUCCUUGAUUAUUGGAGUAAAUAAUUGUAGAUGAAAUUCUUAAGCUUCCCGGUAUUUCCUAUUUAUUAGCAAUUAAAUUAUGGCGCCCUCAGUUUUUUCUUUUCUUUUUUUUCUUCAUAUAUAUAUUGUUUAUAACUAUUGGACAAGAUGUGUUGGAAAGUAGAUAUACCCUAAAAUAAACCUGGUCCCCUUUUUAUUGCUGUAUCUCUGGAAGAAAUAACUAUUCUGUAAUCUUUUGCUGCAACUCUAGAGGGCACGACCCAGUUAGAAAGCAACUUAGCCUUACGCUCUUUUGUCUGCAUUGAAAUCCCUCUUUGUCAGUGCAAAUUUAUCGUUCAAAGAGUUGAAUGUCCCAUACUUGAAAAAUAAUUUGUGCUUCGGAAUGAUUUUACUGAACUCAUUUAAAAUCUGGUACUUCAGAGAUAGACAAAAGAAUGAAUGCAUGUCUUACAUCACAUUUGAAUGAUCAAUUAUGUUGAAAAUUCCUUCAGCAGAAAAAUAGAGGGAAAUUUUGGAGCAGAAACAGAAAACAUAAUAAAACUGAAAAGUUUAAAGCAGAACAGCCUAGCUUUGGUUAAAAUUUUGUAUAUUUGUCGCUCAUCGUGCUCUUGCACAACAAUCUUCUUUCGGUCCCCGUUUUUAGUUCAAGAAUUUAUGAUUUUUUAACAAACUGUAUCAUUGAUUUUUUUGUAAAUUUUCUUGAUGUUUAUACUCAUUUAUUAUUUCUUUGUAAUUUUACUUUCCAAUUGACUUCUUAAUCUGUCAUAGUUUUUCUCUCUCUUUUUCCCCAUUUAUUUGCUGAGAUUUCAUGUACUAUCAGCAGAGAGGAAAAGGAGACAAAUCUCCAUAUUUCGAAAUAAAUUUUUUUGCCUUUAUCUAAACUUUGUUGUUUUAAGUUUAAAUUGUUGAUAAUAAUCAUGAUUAAAAGAAAAACCUUCAUUUCAUUUAAA
Bemisia tabaci is the source of this 6512-nucleotide messenger RNA. NCBI's taxonomy places the organism in Eukaryota, Metazoa, Arthropoda, Insecta, Hemiptera, Aleyrodidae. The record is from RefSeq and is a predicted model, not a curated record.